AUGAGAAUUCUUGAAGAUAACUGUGUGAAUGACAACUCUCCUGAGACCAUAAGUGAAUUAUCUAAAUGCAUGGCUGAAUUCGCCAGAUACUUGAAGAUUCAAGAUCAAAUUCUGAGACAAAAAGCUAGAACCAGAUGGUUUGAAGAAGGAGAUGCCAACACAGCCUACCUCCACAGUAGUAUGCUCACUCAAGAUGCCCACACCUCUAACUUUGAUGCACUUGAUUAUAUUGAGAGGUGCAUUACCGAGGAAGACAACAACAUGCUUAUUGCCAUUCCAACCAUGCAAGAAAUCAGAGAUAAUGUGUUUUCCAUUGAUAAAGAUAGCGCCCCAGGCCCUGAUGGCCUAAGUGGAUGUUUCUACCAAACAACCUGGAGCAUCAUUUGUAAUGACCUUCAUAGAGUUAUUGAAGCUUUUUUCCAGGGGGCUAAACUUCCUAAACUUUUCACCCAUACCUGUUUAUUCAUGAUCCCUAAAAUUGACCACCCCCAGAAAUUCUCAAACCUUAGACCUAUUAGCCUCUGCAAUGUUUCCAGUACACUUAUCUCUAAGAUCCUCAAUAAUAGAAUUGCUACUAUCCUCCCCAAGAUCAUAUCUAAAAAUCAGUCUGGGUUUAUUAAAGGGAGGGCCAUUACUGAGAAUAUUUUGCUGGCUCAGGAAAUUAUCAAUGACAUUAAUAAACCUUCUAGAGGAGGAAAUGUUGUCAUAAAGCUAGAUAUGGCUAAAGCUUAUGACAGGGUAUAUUGGAACUUCUUAUGUAUGGCUCUGAAGAAGUUUGGUUUCUCCGAUUGGUGGAAACAUCUCGUUCAAAAUUUCAUCUCAAAUAUAUGGUAUUUUGUUAUAGUCAAUGGAGGUAGACAUGGUUUCUUUGAAUCCAGGAGAUGUUUGAGAACCUCCAUGAAAGAAGAGGAUACCAAGGGUUUUAUACGAGCAUUAAUGGUCCAAGAAUCAAUCACCUUUGCAGAUGAUACAAUUCUAUUCUGCAUGGUGGCUCAAGGCUAUUACAUGUAUGAAUCAUCAACACUUCCCCCAUCAAGAGGAAGAGCUAUUUUGAUUAGAGAUGUGCUACUAGCCUUACCAAUCUAUCUUCUUGCUGCUACAAACCCUCCUACGGGUACUAUUGAGGUCAUUAGAAAGUAUGUAGCAAGGAUCUUCUGGUCAGGACAAGAUACAGAGGGUAAGCAUAAUUGGGUUUCAUGGACCAAUCUUUGCUACCCCUAUGCUGAAGGAGGACCCAAUUUCAAAAGUCUCUCAGAUAUUUGUCAUGCUUUCCAAACAAAGCAAUGGUGGGCUCUAAGAACUUCUGACUCUCUUUGGAAGAAAUUUAUGGAAGCUAAAUUCUAUAACAAUUUACAUCCUACUAUGGCUCAAUGGAGUAGAAGGCAAUCCCAAAGCUGGAAAACUCUCUGCAAUAUCAAAGAAGAAGUGGACAACAUUAUUAUAUGGAACAUAGGAGGAGAAGAGGUGGCCUUCUGGUAUGACAACUAG
Molecule: messenger RNA, 1488 nt
Organism: Lycium ferocissimum
Lineage: Eukaryota; Viridiplantae; Streptophyta; Magnoliopsida; Solanales; Solanaceae
Exons: 5
Coding region: 1-1488 (495 amino acids)
Source: RefSeq, a predicted model, not a curated record